Molecule: messenger RNA, 1181 nt
Organism: Belonocnema kinseyi
Lineage: Eukaryota; Metazoa; Arthropoda; Insecta; Hymenoptera; Cynipidae
Gene: kri
Product: uracil phosphoribosyltransferase homolog
Exons: 6
Coding region: 146-829 (227 amino acids)
Source: RefSeq, a predicted model, not a curated record
CCAUAGUUCGUUGGAUCAUGGCUUGGUGGCAAAGAUUUGGAUGUCGCUAUUAGCUUGCAGCCUAAGGUCAACAACGUAACCAACUUAAUUAUAUUAAUAAUAAAUCAUCGUUGCUGUAUAAAUUUUCGCUCAAAAUUGAGUAAACAUGGGAAGUACGGAUACAAUACCAGCUGUUAAAAAAGUGUUAAAUGAAAACAAUGACGUUGCCGAAGAAUACGGUCAAAAUUUGAAAAUAUUGCCACGUAACGAUCAAGUCAAGGAGUUGCAGACAAUUUUACGCGAUAAAAAUACAUCGAGAAGUGAUUUCAAGUUCUACGCCGACAGAUUGAUUAGAUUGGUGAUUGAAGAAAGCUUGAACCAGUUACCUUUUUCAAAAUGUGUAAUAACCACACCAACUGGCGCUGAAUACAAAGGUCUGAAAUACCAAAAGGGAAAUUGCGGUGUUUCUAUAGUGAGGAGCGGCGAGGCAAUGGAGCAGGGUCUUCGAGACUGCUGUCGUAGUAUAAGGAUCGGCAAAAUAUUAGUCGAGAGCGACAUGGAUACACACGAAGCUAGGGUAGUCUAUGCGAAGUUUCCAGACGACAUAUCUGACAGAAAAGUCUUGUUAAUGUACCCCAUAAUGAGUACUGGUAACACUGUGAUAAAAGCUAUAGCUGUCCUUAAGGAACACAAUGUUCAAGAAGAGAACAUUAUCCUUUCCAAUUUAUUCUGCACGCCCUUCGCAGCAAAAAGUUUAGUUACUGCCUUCCCACAGAUGAAAAUACUUACGUCUGAAAUUCACUAUAUCGCACCAAACCACUUCGGACAAAAAUACUUUGGUACGGAUUAAUAAAAUAAAUUGCCCAGUUUGAUACCCAACACAGCUAAGAAGAGAAAGCUAGCAAAUAGAAAUAAAACUAUGUAAGGUCAUAGGUGUUCAGUCCACGAUAAAAACGCUUCGCCUUUUUUGGAUCAAUUAUACUUAACUCAGUUAUUACUACUUUAAAAAAGUAUGAUUUUCAUCUGUUAUAAAAGAAAACCUGUUAAGAAAUGAUAUGGAAUUGCAUAAUUCGCGCGUUGUUUUUAAAUAGUAGCAACGUUCUAUGAACAGUAUUACGAAGUAUCUGAGUGCUGCCGGAUCUGUAACCUAACGAUUUUAUUUAUUAUGUAUGCUUUUUUUAAAUAUAUUCAAUUUUAGACCG